AUGGAUUAUGGCUACUUUUUCCCCGCACAACAUAUUGAAGAAACAAAUGGUGUGGAUUUUUGGAUAGACAGUAAUGCUGAAUUUGCACUAUCUAAAAGGCCCGAUUCUUCAACCUCUAGUAUCACAAGGGUCUUAACGGACACCACAAAUGUUUCAAAUAAUAGUGGAUCACUAAAAAGGCAAAAGAUCAAGCACAAAAAAUUCUCACAAAAAAAAACAUUCAAUAACAGUGAGUAUUUUGACUUUGGCAAAGCCAAUAUCGAUUGUAAGCAUGUGUUUAAAAGUAUAUCCAAACAACUUAUUUUUCUUCCAAGAAGCUUUCAACAUCACAGCAUCCGAGGCUGGAUGAAAGACAGAUACUCCGAAUUUGGUUAUAAAUUAAAGAGAAAUCAACAUUGCCCUCCUUCAGCAUGUGUACAAACACUUUACAAUACUGGCAGAUCAACUAAUGAAGAUUCCCUUCCCAAUGAUUUAGAUUCUCUAAUAAUAUAUAAAUUUAUGAGAUACUCUGACAAGAAAAAGGAGUUGAUGUGUAGGUUUUGCCAAGGAAGUAAUUGGAUUGUUGCUGAAAGCUAUCUAAAACAUUUAUUCUUUGCACAUGGCAUUUUGUCUGAGUUUAAACCGCACACUUUAUUCCAUUUUGAAUCCAAAUUGUUAAAAAUCAAAGAAAAUAUUAAUUAUAAAAUUCAAGUAUUAAAAGAAGCAGAGUUUAGAAAGAGCAUUCUGAGUUCUCUCAACGUAUCCAUUAUUCCCUUACCUUUGGCCUAUUAUACUCAAACGUUGAACGGGGGAUUCAGGAGAAUCCAUGUAAAGUGUCCUCAUUGUGAAAGUUGGGUUCGUUUGGGUUGGUGCGAAUAUGAUGAAAUUAUCAAAGAUUCCUUUCAGGAUUUUGAGUCCCUACGAAAUCUCAAUGCCAAUUAUGAUGGGAUGUCGUAUGUCCAAACACGUAGUAGAGAAGAAAUUGAAGGUAUAUAUGAGAAUUAUUUUACACACUACAUUCAAUGCGACUUAGCCAGGUUCCGAACAAAAUGUUUAUAUGUCCAAGUAAUAACAAAAAGUAGUUGA
Saccharomyces mikatae IFO 1815 is the source of this 1065-nucleotide messenger RNA. RefSeq names its product Ecm8p (gene ECM8). The coding region runs from base 1 to 1065 and encodes 354 amino acids. Lineage: Eukaryota; Fungi; Ascomycota; Saccharomycetes; Saccharomycetales; Saccharomycetaceae. The transcript has a single exon. The record is from RefSeq and is a predicted model, not a curated record.